AUGAGUGAGAGAAGAGGAAUUCUAAUGAAGGACAAGAACAGUAUAGACAAAUAUGGCGAACAAGUUUCGACCAGUUUACACUGUACACUUUGGCUCAGACCCACUGUUAUUGUUGUUGGAUACCAAACUGUAAAAGAGGUAUUGAUUGACCUUGGAGAUAUUUUCCUGGGUAGAGGAACUAUUCCUGUAUUCGAACAUGUUUAUAACAAGAGUGGGUUGACACUAAUCAAUGGAGAGGCCUGGAAGCAGCUGAGACAGUUCUCCUUCCUGACCCUUAAGGGUUUUGGCAUGGGUAAAAAGAGCAUAGAAGAACCCCUCCAGGAAGAAGCACAACAACUUGUGGAGUACUUCAGAAGCUCUAACAGUAAAUCAUACAGAUCCCAAGCAGAGACAUCACGGAUGAAAACCUGAUCCUGUAACUCUUGUCCUCAUACUGGGGUGAUGGUUCAUCUUUCAGCAGGACAGUGACCCUAAACACACAGCCAAGAUAUCAAAGGAGUGGCUUCAGGACGACUCUGUGAAUUUCCAUGAGUGGCCCAGCUAAAGCACAGACUUGAAACUGAAUGAACAUCUCUGAAGAGAUCUGUAAAUAGCUAUGCAACGAUGCUUCCCAUCCAACCUGAUGAAGUUUGAGAGGUGCUACAAAGAGGAAUGGGCGAAACUGCCCAAAGAUAAGUGUGCCAAGCUUGUGGCAUCAUAUUCAAUAAUCACAGCUAGACCUGAUUACUAUGGGCACAAUAUGUGCGAUAACGGGGAUCACUUCAGAAAGGAUAUUGGGCAUGAUGUAUCAUUUAAAUACCGCCAUUGUGUCUCAGUCUGAAUUCUUACAUCCUCUGAGUACUAGCUCUUCAAUCUGCUCUUAGCGGCUCAAGCCUGUAGAAUCUCCAUAGCCUAAAACAUGUCAGAUGUAGCUAGAUUACUAUUCUUUAACAGAGCCAUGAUGACAUGUAUAACAGUCAUCCACACAGUGGUAAACUUCCUCUGUACAGUUCUGAAUAAGAUUUGGUUACACCAGAGGAUUCAAUCUGCAGAAGUGUU
This is a messenger RNA of Pseudophryne corroboree (corroboree frog), 1038 nucleotides long. RefSeq names its product cytochrome P450 2C5-like. The record is from RefSeq and is a predicted model, not a curated record. Gene Ontology annotation, biological process: xenobiotic metabolic process. Lineage: Eukaryota; Metazoa; Chordata; Amphibia; Anura; Myobatrachidae. The transcript has 4 exons. Gene Ontology annotation, cellular component: cytoplasm; intracellular membrane-bounded organelle. Gene Ontology annotation, molecular function: oxidoreductase activity, acting on paired donors, with incorporation or reduction of molecular oxygen, reduced flavin or flavoprotein as one donor, and incorporation of one atom of oxygen; heme binding; iron ion binding. The coding region runs from base 1 to 411 and encodes 136 amino acids.